Messenger RNA from Notolabrus celidotus (New Zealand spotty), 3438 nucleotides. It is a transcript of the gene snx9b, whose product is annotated as sorting nexin 9b. Bases 295 to 2067 code for a protein of 590 amino acids. Gene Ontology annotation, molecular function: phosphatidylinositol binding; protein binding. NCBI's taxonomy places the organism in Eukaryota, Metazoa, Chordata, Actinopteri, Labriformes, Labridae. The record is from RefSeq and is a predicted model, not a curated record. Gene Ontology annotation, cellular component: plasma membrane; cytoplasmic vesicle. The transcript has 18 exons. Gene Ontology annotation, biological process: mitotic cytokinesis; plasma membrane tubulation; intracellular protein transport.
CCGGUUUGUCUCGGCGGUGCAGGUCACUCCCUCCGUGCUGACAGCAGCUCUCUCUACGCGGUUCAAACUUACAGUCGUACUCCUCGCCUCUUGCUGCCACAUAUUUCUCAGCGUUUGUGGACUUCUAAGAGAUAAAGUGUUUUUAUUUAGUGGUUGGAGUUGUUGCUCUCUACCGGGAGGACUUACCGUGUUUUCUACUAGUUGCAGAGCAGCGGGGGGAAAUGUCCAGCUGAGGACUGGGAAUCCUGAAAACCACAGGGCCUGUGUUUGUAAUGAUUGAUCAAUGCUUCAACAAUGGCGCAUAAGGCACAAGUUUUAUAUGACUUCACCGCUGAGGCUGGAAACAACGAGUUAACGGUCAGAGAAGGCGAGACUGUCACCAUCACCAAUGAGCACAUCGGAGGCGGUUGGAUUGAAGCACAGAACUCCAGAGGAGAAGUUGGACUGGUGCCAGAAGACUACAUCGAGUUAAAUAAGCAGUUCCCAGCGUUCACAGCAGCAGCAGCACCCUCAGCACCUGUGCCAAAUUUAGGAAAUGCUGCAGCUCAAGAUCUGUCCAUCUUCGACGCCUAUGCUCCACCGUCUGCACCUGCACAAAACCAGGCUAGUAACGGUAAUGAUCCCUGGUCGGUGUGGAACCAAGAUCCCUCAGGAGGGUCAAACAAUAACUGGGCUUCCAAUCCAGAGGGCACCCAGACUGGGAAGAAUGCUGCAGACCCAUGGGGUGCCGCAUCACAGGGCCACCCUCAGGCUUACCAGGGCCCAGGAGCAGAGGACGAUGAGUGGGACGAUGAGUGGGACGAUGUAAAGUCCACUGCUGAGUCAGAAUCUGGAGACAGUGGAGCAAUACAAAGAGGAGGAGCUCAUGGGUCCUCGAUGAAAAUCUCCCUCAACAACAGGUUUCCUGGGUUCUCCAAGUCCGGUCCGGAGCUCUACCUCCUCUGCAAGCAACUCCCAAAGGGCAAAGAGAAGUUACCGAUCUAUAUGGGGGAAGUUGGUCCUGUGUGGUCGUACCCUGAACAUCAGCUCGACUGUGUGGUCGCUGAUCCCAAGAAAGGCUCCAAGUUGUACGGCCUCAAGAGCUACAUUGAGUACCAAAUCACACCCAACACCACAAACCGACCUGUCAAUCACAGAUACAAGCACUUUGAUUGGCUCUAUGAGAGGCUUCUAGACAAAUUUGGUUCAGCGAUCCCCAUCCCCUCUUUACCAGAUAAGCAGGUGACAGGGCGAUUUGAGGAAGAGUUUAUAAAGAUGCGUAUGGAGCGGUUGCAAGGCUGGAUGACCAGGAUGUGCAGACACCCGGUUGUUUCCUGCAGCGAAGUAUUCCAGACUUUCCUCACCUACAAGGACGAGAAGGACUGGAAGAUGGGGAAGAGAAAAGCAGAGAAGGACGAGACAGUAGGAGUAAUGAUUUUCACAACGAUAGAGCCUGAGGCUCAAGAGCUGGAUCCUAUAGAAGUGGAGCAGAAAUGUGAGCAGUUCAGCAGGUUCACCAAAGCCAUGGAUGAUGGCGUGAAGGAAAUCCUCACUGUUGGCAAUGAGCACUGGAAGAGAUGUACAGGCCCUUUGCCAAAAGAGUACCAGAGAAUCGGUAAAGCCUUCCAGAACCUUUCUUCUGUUUUCAUCAGCAGUGGAUACCAAGGUGAGGCAACCCUGACUGAUGCCAUGACAGCAGCGGGAAAGACGUAUGAGGAGAUCGCUCAGAUGGUGGCAGAACAGCCCAAGAAAGACCUCCACUUCCUCAUGGAGACAAAUAACGAAUAUAAGGGUCUUCUUGGAUGCUUCCCAGACACCAUUGGAGUUCAUAAGGCUGCCAUAGACAAAGUGAAAGAGGCCGACAAGCUGGUGGUCGCCAGUAAAAUAACCCCUCAGGAGAAAGUCACCAUGGCUAAACGAGUCAGCACCAUGUCUUACACAUUACAAGCUGAGAUGAACCACUUCCACAGCAACCGCAUCUAUGACUACAACAGAGUCAUGCAGUUGUAUCUGGAAGAGCAAGUCAAGUUUUAUGAGACGAUUGCUGAAAAACUGAAACAAGCACACAGCCAGUUCACUACAAUGUGAUCACAACUGCCCUCAGUCUCCACUACAAGACAGGAAGAGUCAAACCAGCUCAACAUUCAAAAUAUUGUUGCUUAAUUCAGCAUUCUGCUCCCUACUUUUAAUUGUAAUUUCACUUCUCUUUCUUUCUUUCCCUCUUACCUCAUCUCUUCCUCUUCUGCUCAGGCCAACAGGCACAGCUCCCGGUGUUUCAUUUAUCCGCUGCUCUCAGACGUUUAUGGACAGUUACUGAGCAUGUGCAGCAGCUGUAAAAUGCUUUGACACCACAACAAAAUGUGAUGUUUGCAAUCAUCAGAGACAUACUUUCCUGAGGUUUCUAGCUUGUGACAGUGAAGGUAAACAUGCACGUCACAUUUUAUGAACCUAAGUCAAACUUGAUAGUUUCUCUGAUUUCAUGCAAAACAUAACUUUGUAGAACCGUGGAUGCAAACAUGCAUGAGCUUGCAAUUUAACAUAACAAUAUUGGCCUUUUUAAAUAUUUUUCAAUGCUAAAAAUGAAGGCAAAGAAAUGAUAACAAAACUAAUUCAACAAAAACCAAAGCCAUCCUCUCCUCUAAGAGCUCAGCAGGGGGGUUCAUUUCUUAAUGCAGCAAUUACAUAAAAUCCAAGCUUUAUGUUUUUUUAAGCCAGUUUUAGGCCUGUUUGGGUUAUCUUUGUCUCGUAGUUAACUUUUUAGAGUCCAAACAUCUUCAGCGAGCACUCUUUCAAGUCUUGCACGAGUUUGUGUCCUCUUCAUGUUCACUGGUGGGAGUCUUUAGCCCCCCCUUUCUUCCUGCACUUCCUUUAAAAGCUAACAGGAAUCUCCACCCUCGUCCUGUCUUGCCCACGUGCCUUAUCUUAUUCCUUUGAGGAAAAUGGGAACUGUAGGCUUUGUUAUGCCACCCCCAGCCUGCGUACCAUGACACUGCAGUUUACAAUUCAAAAGAGGACAAUUGCGGGAUUAAUGACACUCAAGUUGGGGUUUAUUUUUUGAAGCGUUAAUGAUUUAAACAGUCUCUCUGUCGGUUGUCUUGAAGAAUUUUUGUCCUUUUUUCAACCAGAUGUUGGUGUUUUAUAUGAAGGUGACACAGUGAUGUGAUUAAAUGAUUCUACUAGAAGGAGAGUUCAGGGUGGAGACAUGGUUAUGUCAUAUUAUGCAGUUUUGCUUUUCACUGCCCACUUUCAAUCAGCCUCUAAUCUUAUUCACCCUUUGUUUUCUUAUCACUUCAUACAUGAAAAAUAUACAUUUAUAUAUAUUUACAUAUUCUAUCAGACUUAUCAGGUGCUUCUUGUCACUGAGAUACUAUUUUAUGUAUAGAAGUAUUUGCAAUACAGUGUAACUCAAAGAGCAAAAAUUCUGUUUGAUUUAUUAAACAAUGAUUUGUACUCACUGGG